Messenger RNA from Colossoma macropomum (tambaqui), 2408 nucleotides. Its product is annotated as solute carrier family 35 member D3. The transcript is spliced from 2 exons. Gene Ontology annotation, cellular component: Golgi apparatus. NCBI's taxonomy places the organism in Eukaryota, Metazoa, Chordata, Actinopteri, Characiformes, Serrasalmidae. Gene Ontology annotation, molecular function: antiporter activity. Bases 255 to 1514 code for a protein of 419 amino acids. The record is from RefSeq and is a predicted model, not a curated record.
GGACCGCAGGAAAUCCCCCCCGCCAAACUCAUUCCCCUCCCACCCCCCACACACUCUCCAUUCAGCGAAAUCAUUCAUGCUGCUGAUGGCUGGAAGGUCUGGAUGCAGCAGGGCGCGCGGGGUGCUGUGCGCGGUUUGAUGCGGCUGGAGUUCGCGCGUGACGGUUUGCCUCCCCAAGCAAUAAGCUCGGACAUUCUUCUGUGGGAAGUUCUUCGAAGGUUUUUCUAAUAUUUUGGUGUCUAAAUCCAGCCUGGAUGGAGCGCGUCAUGGAAGUUUGCAAGGGCCGCCUGCUGGGCAUCUCGGUGGCCGUUGCGCACGGAGUGUUCUCGGGCUCCCUCAACAUCCUGCUCAAAUUCCUCAUCACCACCUACCACUUCACCUACCUCACGCUCAUCCAGUGCAUGACCAGCGCCACGGCGGCGCUCACGCUCGAGACUCUGCGCAGGCUGGGCAAGGUGGACAUCCCGCCCUUCAGCCUGCACCUGGCCAAAGUUUUCGCCAGCGUGUGCGUGCUGUCCACGCUGCAGUCCACGCUGACUCUGUGGUCGCUGAGGGGUCUCAGCUUACCCAUGUACGUGGUCUUCAAGCGCUGCCUGCCUCUGGUCACGCUGGGCAUCGGCGUGUGCGUGCUGAGGAACGGGACGCCCAGUGUUGGGGUGGUCGUGGCGGUGCUCAUCACAACCGGAGGGGCAGCUUUGGCAGGUGCAGGUGACCUCACAGGCGACCCCUUUGGCUAUGUGACUGGCAUUUUAGCGGUCAUUAUACAUGCCUCCUACCUUGUGAUCAUCCAAAAGACUGGUGCGGAUAGCGAAUAUGGCCCACUAACUGCCCAGUACACCAUCGCCAUAGUGGCCUCCCCCGUGCUGCUUGUUUGUUCCUUCGUGAGCAUGGACGCAAUCGACAUGUGGACGUACGAGGGCUGGAAGAACCCUUUCAUCACAGGCAUCUUCUGCUCCUGCAUCUUCAUCGGCUGUGCCAUGAACUUCACCACGCUGCACUGCACUUACAUUAACUCAGCUGUGACCACCAGCUUUGUGGGAGUUGUGAAAAGCAUUGCUACAAUUACUGUGGGCAUGCUAGCCUUUAGCGAUGUGGAGCCCACCAAACUGUUUAUAGCAGGUGUGGUGGUGAACACAAUAGGGUCCAUCACCUAUUGCGUGGUAAAGUACUAUGAGACGAAAAAGAAGCUCAACUACCAGGAUAUGGACGCUGCAGGCAAGGAGGAUGAACCACCUGGAGAGCCGUACAUAGAUCCACCGCCCAAAGCCGAUGGAGAGUUGGAAAGUUUUGCUAACGGAAGCCUGAGUGGAGCGUUCAGCGGCAAUGGCCUGAGUCCAGUCCGUGACAGUAAAGUAGCAGAGUCCAUAGAGUUAGAAAGACCAGCAUUUCUGGAGAACGAGCCAACAAACCAGUCUUUAACUGACAACUAUGUUGGUGUCUGGAGGUCAGUUCGCACCUUAAAGUUCCUGAAGAAGGACACCUUACUUGACAACAUGGAGGUGCAAAGUCCUUGAUGAAGGAUUUCCCAAAUAAUAGAGGUUGCUAAGCAUGCUAAGCUAAAGUGUUGUUACAGACUGACAUUGUGAACAAGAGAAAUGUUCACCUUUGUCCUCGCUCUCUUAAAAGAGUAGCUCACCCAAACAUGCUAACAUGGCUAACAGUGAAUGGAAGUAAGCACCAGCAGCAUUACGCCAUGGUGACUAUUCACUAUUAGCAUUAGCAUUUGUGAUUGAACUAUUCCUUUAAACCUGGUUUUAAGGAAAGCAAGUAUUUUUUAACAACAGAUAAUUAUGUUGGUGGUUAAAAACUUAUAGUGUGUUUGUAUUGGCUGAAAAAACUGUGCAGGCUGCUUGUAAGAGUGUGUGAGUGUUACAGUGAUAUGGCUCAUGCUGAGUUAUCAGUUUUCCCAGCAGUCUACUGAUCCAAAUGAAUGAGAGAAAAAAACAAUUUAGAAAAUAAUUUAGAAUUUUUGAUUUAUAUACAGACAGUACAUGUGUAAAUCCAGUGGUGAACCAUGAUUACUAGAGCUAGGCAUUCAAUUCGGGCCAUAAAUGUCAAAACCGUCUUUUACAACAAUGCUAAUUUAUGCUAGCACCCCUAUAGGUUUUGUAGCAGUAUAUUAGCGCUCAGCUAGCACUAGUGCACUUUGUUCUAGAUCAAACACACAUUUGAAGCUUACAAAAUACAUUCCAUAUGUUUUAUUUGAAGAUGGUAACAGACAUUAACAUAUAUUUGAACAGUUUUACAGUGACCCUCCAUUUCUGAAACUUUGUUAGACUGCGGCUCGUAUUCGCAGUGACAUAUCUAGAACUUCCAGAAGGUCUAGAGUGACGUUUUUAUCACAAAAUUGGUCGCAUGCACUGUAAUUUGAAACUUAAUUUGUUGAUUCCACUGUCUGUUUCUAAUUA